AUGGCCCGCUGGCGAGGAAAAUUAUACGCCACUGAUCGUGCGGCUGACUUUGAUCAUGAACGGGAUCGCCAUGUUCGAGUCCGACAGAUCUAUGAGACCAUCGAUCGGCAACCAUUUCAGUGGGUCGUCGUUCUGGUUGCCGGUGUUGGUUUCUUGCUCGAUGGUUUCUCUCUUUUCGCCGGCAAUAUCGCCUUGCCGAUGAUCGCAUACGUAUACUGGAAAGACGAAACCUCAUCCUUUCGCCUCACGUGCAUUAAUAUGGCGACCCUUGGAGGAACCGCAUUGGGCCAGGUCCUUUUUGGCUUUCUAGCGGACAAGAAAGGUCGUAAAAAGAUGUAUGGUAUCGAAUUAAUAAUGCUCAUUGGAGCUACGCUUGGCGUCGUUAUGAGCUCCCGCGGCUACAAUGGAUCCAUGAGCAUAUAUGGGUGGCUGAUCUUCUGGAGAAUCAUCGUUGGCAUCGGGGUCGGCGCAGAUUAUCCUUUGAGUGCCGUGAUAACAGCUGAAUUUGCUCCCACAAAGCAUCGUGCGCGUAUGAUGGCAUCAGUAUUUUUCAUGCAGCCACUCGGACAGAUCUUCGGGAACGUUGUUUCACUGGUUGUCGUGACCAUUUCUCGUAAGAGCAACCAUGAAGAUAUGCAGAGAUCAGUCGACAUCAUGUGGCGUUGGAUUAUUGGCCUAGGAGUCAUCCCUGGAGUGGUGGCUCUUUUGUUUCGUUUCGCCAUACCCGAAAGCCCAAGAUUCAAGCUAGAUGUCGAGGACGACCCUAUCAAGGCUGAGUUUGAUGCCACUCAAUUAUUCGGAGAAACAGCAAUGGGAAGCGAGCUCGAAUCAGGUAUGUGGUGUGAAUCUCCCGGUGCUUCCCAUGCCUCGAGCCGAUCGAUGGAAAUCCCAGUGGACACGACGCCGAAUUGGGUGAUCACGUCUGCCCCACCUACAACAUUGAACUCUUCUUGGAAAUUGUCAAAGGCGGACAUCAUCCAAUACUUCUGGACAGAAGGCAAUUGGCGCACCCUAUUUGCAACAUCCAUGUGUUGGUUACUACUGGAUUUUGGCUUCUAUGGAAUAGGCCUCAGCUCCCCUGCCUUUCUCAGUAAGACAUGGGGCAACCUACGCAUCACCGGACCCUCGCCACCCUGGCAGACUGAUCCAAAUAAAGAUCCUUACACCAUGUUUUUGGAGACUUCGGUUCAGGCACUCGUGAUCUUGAAUACUGGGAGUUUUGUCGGUGGAGUCCUCUGGAUAACGUGCGCAAACCGCUUGAACAGAGUCAGCCUUCAGAAGUAUGGCUUCUUGGUCCUGGCCGCACUUUUCAUUGCUCUGGGAACAGUCUUCAUCACCAUUCAGCGAGAGGGUCCUCUGGCAAUUUGUCUGUACAUUAUCGGACAAGUCGCAUUCAAUUUCGGACCCAAUUCGACAACUUACAUUAUCCCAGCUGAACUUUUUCCAACCCGAUAUCGCGCAACCUGCCACGGUAUCAGUGCCGCAGCCGGGAAACUUGGCUCCAUCCUCGUCCAAGUGUUUUCCGCGUACUAUAAAUUCGGCUCCUCCUCACCUGGAAACGAUCAGACCAAGAGAUAUGGUACAAUCCUGGUAGUAUUCAGCGUCUGUAUGAUCCUCGGUGCGGUCAUCACGCACUUCUGGAUCCCUGAAGUCCAGGAGAAGGCUCAGCGUGGCGAGAUCUGGGCUGGUAAGGCCAAGAGUUUGGAAGAGCUGGCAUUAGGAAGAUGGGGGCUCAAGAGCCAGUCAGUCGUCCGAAGUCAACCGACUCGGAGCAUUGAUGGUUUGUGA
Molecule: messenger RNA, 1788 nt
Organism: Exophiala bonariae
Lineage: Eukaryota; Fungi; Ascomycota; Eurotiomycetes; Chaetothyriales; Herpotrichiellaceae
Exons: 5
Coding region: 1-1788 (595 amino acids)
Biological process (GO): transmembrane transport
Cellular component (GO): membrane
Molecular function (GO): transmembrane transporter activity
Source: RefSeq, a predicted model, not a curated record